Molecule: messenger RNA, 1023 nt
Organism: Octopus bimaculoides (California two-spot octopus)
Lineage: Eukaryota; Metazoa; Mollusca; Cephalopoda; Octopoda; Octopodidae
Product: large ribosomal subunit protein uL2m
Biological process (GO): mitochondrial translation
Cellular component (GO): ribosome; mitochondrial large ribosomal subunit
Molecular function (GO): structural constituent of ribosome; RNA binding
Source: RefSeq, a predicted model, not a curated record
CGCAAGAAUAGCAUUCAAUCUGGAAAUUCUAUAACGGCACACAGUUUAUUAUUUACACCGUUAGUACAAAUGACUUUCGCUUGUCUUUGAGGGCAGAUGUAAUCUAGCAGUUUGAAAAUGGUUGUUUCAGCUCUGCUUCGCCAGUCCUUACAUUUUGAAAGACCAUUGUUGAAUCUUGUAAAAUCUGCUCAGUGUUUUCUCUUUCAAAAAAAUGAAUUCCAUAGUAAUCAGACUGCUUUUGGUGUCCAGAAAUUCAUUAAUGCUGGCAUUGACGUCACCAAAUAUACCAUGAAACCAAUUCCACUCUCCAAGUCUGGUGGUAGAGGACAUGAUGGUCGCAUUCAGACUCAUGGUAUUGGUGGUGGACACAGAAAGAACUACAGGAUGGUUGACUUCAAAAAAGAUGGACCAAGGGAAGGUCCACCUCUAGUUGAAGUAGUCAAGUGUGUACGCUAUGAUCCAUGUCGCACUGCUGACAUAGCAGUGGUAGCCACCGGUGUAAAUAAGCGCUACAUCUUAGCUAGUCAAAACAUGAAAGCAGGAGAUCUGAUUAAAACAUCGAGGCAUAUCCCUCGCAUGGCAGUGAAAGCAAAUGAAGGUGAUUCCUAUCCUCUUGGGGCUCUACCCAUUGGUACUUUGGUCCACAAUGUUGAAAUUUACACUGAUAACUAUGGUAAAAUGGCACGAGCUGCAGGAACUUGUGCUCAACUGGUUCGUAAAGUUGGAAAUCAGUGUGUUGUUCGACUUCCAUCAAAACGAGAAAUCUGUGUAUCUAAACAUUGUAUGGCUACAGUUGGACGAGUUUCUAAUGUUGAACACAACAAGGAGCACAUAGGUUCAGCACAAAGAUCACGUUGGCUGGGAAUUCGACCACAGAGUGGACUUUGGCAUCGUAAGACUGGUUAUAAUGGUCGGAAAAUUAGACCAGUUCCUCCUUUAAAAACCUACUCAAAGUCCAAACCAGCGAAACCAGCUAUGCACGUGUUUUCUUUUUAAAACAGCAAUAAAUUUUUCUAAUGGUUA